CAGUUUCUCCUCGUUUCUAUCUCUCUUUCUGCCUGCCUCUAUAACUCACACACUCACACUAGCUUUGCUCUUUGGCAACACACACACACACACACACGCACACACACAUAUUAAAACCACACAAAUUCAACAGAGGAUUGUAGUUGGUCCAUUUUUCUGGUGCUUUAAAACUCAAUAUAUCGCCUUCAUGGAGGAUUACCACAAACCUGACCAGCAGACAGUGCAAGCACUGAGGAACAUCGCCAACCGCCUCCGAAUCAACUCGAUCAAGGCAACAACUGGAGCGGGCAGCGGAUAUCCCACGUCAUGCUGCAGUGUGGCAGAAAUCAUGUCUGUGCUUUUCUUCCACACUAUGAAGUACCGCCCUGAAGACCCAAGAAACUUCAACAACGACCGCUUUAUCCUGUCUAAGGGUCAUGCUGCUCCUGCGUUGUACUCCAUAUGGGUUGAAACAGGUUUUCUCAAGGAGAGCGAAUUGCUCAGUUUAUGCCAGGUUGACUCUACCCUGGAGGGGCACCCAACCCCCAAACAACAAUUUGUGGAUGUCGCCACUGGAUCGCUGGGGCAGGGUCUUGGUGUGGCCUGUGGAAUGGCUUACACUGGGAAAUAUUUUGACAAAUCCAGUUACCGUGUCUUCUGUCUGCUGGGGGAUGGUGAGAUGUCAGAGGGGGCUGUCUGGGAGGCCAUGUCAUUUGCCUCCUACUACCAGCUUGACAACCUGGUGGCCAUUAUGGACAUCAACCGUCUUGGCCAGAGUGACCCUGCACCCUUGCAGCAUCACGUAGAAAAAUAUCAGAAGCGUUGUGAAGCCUUUGGCUGGCAUGCUAUCAUUGUCGACGGACACAGCGUAGAGGAGCUUUGCAAGGCUCUGAGCCAGCCAUGCCACCAACCCACUGCCAUCAUAGCCAAAACCAUUAAGGGCAAAGGCAUUCCAGCUGCAGAGGAUAAGCUGGGUUGGCACGCCAAAACUCUGCCCAAAGACAUGGCUGACAUGGUCAUGAAGGAUCUGCAGAGCCGUAUCAUGAGUAGCAGCAAGCACCUGUACCCACCUGCUCCUAUUGAGGACUCCCCACCUGUCAGCCUAAGAAACAUCAGGAUGCCAAGCGCACCCAGCUACAAGGCUGGAGAAAAGAUUGCCACACGGAAGGCAUACGGAAUGGCACUGGCCAAGCUGGGACGCUACAAUGAACGUGUUGUGGCCCUUGAUGGAGAUACCAAUAACCUCACCUACUCAGAGAUCUUUAAGAAUGAGCAUCCCAACCGUUUUGUUGAGUGCUACAUUGCUCAGCAAAACAUGGUCAGCGUUGCGAUGGGAUGUGCUGCCCGAGAGAGGAAUGUGGUAUUUGCCAGCACUCUUGCUUCCUUUUUCACUCGCGCCUAUGACCAGCUUCGUAUGGCAGCGAUCUCAGAAAGCAACAUCAAUCUGUGCGGCUCUCACUGCGGUCUGUCCACCGGAGAGGAGGGCCCUGCCCUGAUGGGUCUGGAGGACGUAGCUAUGUUCAGGGCCCUUCCCACAGCAACCAUUUUCUAUCCCUGUGAUGGUGUGUCUACAGAGAAGGCUGUGGAACUGGCUGCAACCACAAAGGGUGUUUGCUACAUCCGAACCAGCCGCCAAGACUGUGCUAUCAUCUACAACAGCAAUGAGGACUUCCAUGUUGGACAGGCAAAGGUGGUGUACCAAAGCAAGGACGACCAGGUCACUGUGGUGGCAGCUGGAGUGACUUUGCACGAGGCCCUUGCUGCAGCUGAACAUCUAAAGAAAGAGAGGAUCUCUGUCCGAGUGAUUGACCCCUUCACACUCAAACCUUUGGAUGUCAAAACGAUCAUCGACCACACACGUGCUACCAGGGGAAGGAUCCUCACUGUCGAGGACCACUACUACGAGGGUGGUCUUGGCGAAGCAGUGUCUUCAGCAAUGGUCAAUGAGUCUGGCUUCAGUCUGCACCGUCUCGCUGUGUCCCACAUUCCUCGCAGUGGAAAACCCCACGAGCUGCUGAAGAUCUACGGUAUCGACCGUGAUGCUAUUUCUCAGGCCAUUCGCAAGAUGGUCAGCAGCUCUACCAAUGCCAAGUAACUUUCUCCCUGCAACCACCUACCUAUCCAAUUACACCCCUGAAGAUAAGGCUAGUAGUCAAGUAUGUUUUCGAUUCACAUGGCACCCAACUCUUUGAUUUUGUUCACAGUGAAUACCCCUAAGUGUGUAGGCUACUAAAGUAAUGUGAUUUUGUGCUGUACACAUUAAAGUAGAGUUCCACGUUUGCCUUCCUUUUUGUGUAUUUAUCACCAAAAACUGAGACACACAAAUUCAUGCAACAUGCAUAUCCUCACUGAUAAUACCAGCGUUGUUAUAGACCCAUUUCAAUGACAGAGAUGUGGACAUAACUGACAUUUUCAUUGGUGGAUGCUCACUAUUAAAAAAUAAUAAUAAUAAUCCGGUAUUACAUGUCUGCUGUGUGAUGCUCUAAUGUGUUCUUAAUGCUCUUGGAUUCAUUCAACUGACAGUGGUUUUAUAUUGUUUUGCUAUAGCUUGUAAUACUGAGUGGGGCAUAGUUUUCAAAUCGGUGUUUAUCAUAGAGUGUGUGUGUCAGACAGAAACUUAGUGAGUUGUUGUUGUGAAAGACAAUAGGAAACAAAGUGAAAGAAAUGUGUACACGUCAUAAAGAGCAGUCAUGCAGAGCCAGAAUUUAAACAUUCAGAUGAUUUCACUUUCAUUUUUGUAGUUCUUAAAUUUAUUUCUAUUCACCAUUGUCUUUUGUUAUUGAAAUUUCAGUUACCGUAAACCAACACACCUCAGUGUUCAUUUGUGCUCUAGCACUGCUUUUGGACCUCAACAGCAGUGUAAUCUUUACACAACGUCGAGCAAAGAAGAGCCACCCGGUGCUGAUAGGGGGUAUAGUGGGCUGUGAUGUUGAAUAGCUAGUUACGUCCAGCGUGUCAGCCUAAGAACACUUUCUUUGUUACUUGAAAUUUUGUAUGUACCAUACUUUCAUGUAAUAAAGCCCUCUGCAUUUGACUUUGACCAUU
Molecule: messenger RNA, 3024 nt
Organism: Maylandia zebra (zebra mbuna)
Lineage: Eukaryota; Metazoa; Chordata; Actinopteri; Cichliformes; Cichlidae
Product: transketolase
Biological process (GO): pentose-phosphate shunt, non-oxidative branch
Cellular component (GO): endoplasmic reticulum membrane; extracellular exosome
Molecular function (GO): transketolase activity; thiamine pyrophosphate binding
Source: RefSeq, a predicted model, not a curated record